GCGACACACACGCACACGCGCAGCGUUUUCUUCUUCCUUGGUCCUUCUUCCUUCUUCUUCUUGUUGCCCAACCAAAGCUCCCAUCCCAUGGAAUCUCACUAAUUUCCUCACCUACGCACUCCCCUAUUUCACCUACUCUGUGAAACCCUCUUUAGUUUUUUUUUUAUUAUUGCACUUCACUUUCUCCAGCGCGUUUGAAAUCGGCUCAACAUAGUAGAAGACGAACAGCACAACAAGUUAGGGUCUUUUCCAAUUGGGGAUGGAACCUCGUUUUGGGAAUAAGUUCCGCCUUGGCCGCAAAAUUGGGAGCGGCUCAUUCGGAGAGAUUUACCUUGGAACUGAUGUUCAGACUAACGAAGAGGUUGCUAUUAAACUUGAGAGUGUGAAGACUGCGCAUCCACAAUUGUCAUACGAGUCGAGGAUUUAUAGAGUUCUUCAGGGUGGAACUGGGAUUCCAAACAUGAAAUGGUAUGGCACAGAGGGUGACUUCAAUGUAUUAGUGAUGGAUUUGCUUGGUCCUAGCCUUGAAGACCUGUUUGGUUAUUGCAAUAGGAAGUUUAGCUUGAAGACUGUUCUUAUGCUAGCUGAUCAAAUGAUCAAUCGUCUCGAGUUCAUCCAUUCUAAGUCGUAUCUUCAUCGUGAUAUAAAGCCGGAUAAUUUCCUCAUGGGUUUGGGAAGACGGGCAAAUCAGGUAUACAUCAUAGACUAUGGCUUGGCUAAGAAAUACAGAGACAGCUCAACUCAUAGACACAUCCCAUACAGGGAGAAUAAAAGUCUAAUUGGGACUCCUAGGUAUGCCAGCUUGAACACUCACCUAGGGAUCGAGCAAAGUCGGAGAGAUGAUGUAGAAUCGCUUGGUUAUAUCCUCAUGUACUUCCUCAAGGGAAGUCUCCCAUGGCAGGGACUGAAAGCUGGGAACAAGAAACAGAAAUAUGAUAAGAUCAGCGAAAAGAAGGUUUCAACCUCCAUCGAAACGUUAUGCAGAGGUCAUCCAACAGAGUUUGCGUCCUACUUCCAUUACUGCCGCUCACUUAGGUUUGAUGAUAAGCCAGACUAUGCAUAUUUGAAGAGACUAUUCCGCAACCUUUUUAUUCGUGAAGGUUUUCAAUUUGAUUUUGUGUUUGACUGGACAGUAUUUAAGUAUCAGCAAUCACAAUCUGGAAACCCUCAACCUCGUCCCCAGGAUGGUGGUGUUGGAACUAGUUCUGGAUUAAACCCUGCGGUCGGCAAUUCUGAGAAGCGUCCAGAUGUCCCAAACCAGAGAACAAAUCCGGAUUUUACCCUGAAGCAGAAAGACAAGAUUGUAAAUGAAUCUGCAGUUGCAAAGGAUAAGCUGCUACUUGGAUCCUUGAACUUGGGUCGAUCAGAAGGAUCAUCAUCAAGACGAGUUGUGGACUCGAGUAGCCGUGAACCAUUCAGUGGCGGGAGUGACAAUGCAAACUAUGAAACCGCACUCAAAGGCAUUGAUGGUUUGCGGAUCAAUAACAAUGCAGGCGAUGAGACAGCAGCAGCCCCACAUUCAAAUGGAGACGAUGUUGAAACCAAAGCAAAGCUCUCUGACUGAAUUCAUACAAGAAGCUAUAAAACAAAACUGGUAUUCACUUGAUGCUCGUCCCAAUGACGUUGUCUAUGAUUCUUUUGAAGAAAGCCUAUUUUCACAGUUAGAGAAUUGAUAUAUAAGAGACAGGGAGAUAUAGAUUUAUAUACCAAAAGUACUUAAAGUAUGAUUCUUCAAAGAUUCAUUUGUCUCCUCCAUUUGUAUAGAGAAACCUUUCGAAUUUUCCUUCUCUAUGAUAAUCUUCCUUUAGCCCCA
Messenger RNA from Camelina sativa (false flax), 1813 nucleotides. Its product is annotated as casein kinase 1-like protein 5. Lineage: Eukaryota; Viridiplantae; Streptophyta; Magnoliopsida; Brassicales; Brassicaceae. The record is from RefSeq and is a predicted model, not a curated record. Gene Ontology annotation, molecular function: ATP binding; protein kinase activity. Gene Ontology annotation, biological process: protein phosphorylation.